Parnassius apollo (apollo) is the source of this 906-nucleotide messenger RNA. The record is from the annotation of a GenBank genome assembly. Lineage: Eukaryota; Metazoa; Arthropoda; Insecta; Lepidoptera; Papilionidae.
AUGGAAGCUAGAGAUGGUGUUCAGUGUACUCUGUGUUUGAAGCAAUACGACUUUCCGUGUGCUGGAAUAACCGAGAUUGGUUUUCGAAAACUUGGCGAUAGGAAAGCAACGUGUCCAGUUCCUGGUCGUUCCAAUUUUUGCACUCCAAGUGAUCUCGACGGUAUUCGUGGUGAGUUACGUGGACUCUCUGAACAAAUGUCAUCAUUGCCUAAGUUACUAGAUUCGGUAAAAAAUAUUCAGGCUGAUUUGGCCUAUCUUAAAACUAUUAAAUGUGAGUUGUCGGUUGUGAAAGAUUUGCUGGACUACGUUCACGCUUCGGUUGACACGCUUAUAACUAGAAUAGCCGAGGUAGAUUGUGAAAUUCAAACACUUCAGAAGAACAAAGAAGAUGUAACCCGCCUAGAACAGCGGUUGCAAAAAUUGGAAGCUGUCUUCAAUGAUGGGGAGCAGCGGUCACGAUUGAACAAUAUCGAAAUCAAAGGAGUUCCUAUAACUGACACGGAAAAUCUAUUUACCAUUUUAUCUAAAAUAGCAACCAAAAUUGACUUCAAUAUUAGCGAUAACAACAUUAAUUACAUUGCUAGAGUUCCUUCCCGCAACGAUAAAAACAAUAAAAGCAUAAUCGUAUCUUUGCACAAUCGAUACCUCAGAGACAACUUUGUCGCAGCAGCGAGAAAAUGUAAAUCCCUUACGCCGUUGGAUAUAGGUCUUAACGGUACUAAUAGAAUUUUUAUCAACGACCAUUUAACGGUUAAAAACAAAUUGUUAUUAAACAAAACAAAGGCUUUGGCUAAGGAGCGGGAUUUUUCGUACGUUUGGGUGAAGAACUGCAAAAUCCUUGUACGGAAAAACACAUCACCUGUUCAUAUAAUAAAAACGGAGUUGGAUUUAAGAAAAAUUGUUUAG